AAAAUUGAUAUUUUACUCAUCUUCUAAUGGAAGCUCCAAAACCGUUGACUUGUGACAUCUAACCUCCCAAACAGCUAAGAAAUAUACAUAAACAAACAUGCUUAGAUCUCUUUUUCUUUUAUUGUAAAUUUAAAAAGAACAAAGUCACCAAAGUAAACUGUAAAAACGGCCAUGUCUAAUCAAGAUUAGCCACGUGUCCUACUUUAGCCUACGAGUCUAUUCCUUGUUUGCUUUCUCUCCAUCCUCAUUGGUCCUCAAUUCUCAUUCCCAAUCCCAAAAAUGAUUCUACUUCCAUAUUAAUCCUUAACUCAUACAUUGUCUCAAAAACUCUUUAUUCUUUCUCUCAAGUCUCUAAACAGAUCGACGAGAUUAUGGGUAACGUUUUAAGAUUAUUGUACGGACAUUGUUGUAAGCCGGCCACCACUACUACAGGAUCCCACGGCGUCUCCGCCCUUACCCAUGAUAUCUUCCAAUUCGAGACCACUUCUGAGGUCCCAGAUGGACUGAGUAAGCAUGUUGUGUCGUCCAAGAAGGCUCAAGCUAAUUGGUAUGGAAAACUAUCCGAGGCAUGGAGAGGAGCCAACCCACCUCCAAAGACAGCUGAAGAAGCAACUAGGCUUGUCGUCCAAACCUUGAAAAGACACCAAAAGAAAGAUGUUGAGGGUUUAUUGGCUUUCUAUGGUUUGCCUCUUCCUCAUACUCUUGUUGAAGUUCCUGCUGGGGUCCCAACUUCAACACCUGCUGGAGUAAAGUUCGAAUUGCAAUCACUACCGAUCGAUGCGAAGUCAAUUGCGGAUGGAGAUACAGUGACGGUUUAUGUUAGCACAGCAGACCCCAGAGAAUCAUCAUGUCUUCCAAGAGACGUACAAAAGGCUGCUGAUGAAAGAUCCAAAGCGCGUGCCGUUAAGAACUAUACGAAGGCAGAUGCACUUCACAAGCAAAUAGUUGAUGCUGGAUACAGGGUGAUCAGUCUUCAGAAUAAUGAGGAAGUUCUAGCCAAAAAGUAUAGAAUUCGACUGAGGGGAAUAGAUGCACCAGAAAGUAAAAUGCCAUAUGGUAAAGAAGCCAAGGAAGAGAUAGCUAAGCUUGUCCAAGGAAAGUGUCUAAGAGUCCUUGUCUAUGAUCAAGAUCGUUAUGGCCGUUGUGUUGGUGAUAUUUAUUCCAAUGGAGUAUUUGUACAGGAAACGUUGCUCAAGAAAGGGUUUGCUUGGCAUUACUCUGCCUACGACCAACGCCAAGAACUUGCAAAAUGGGAAAAUGAAGCUCGUGCAAAGAGAGUGGGUUUGUGGGCUUCCUCAAACCCUGAGAAGCCAUGGGAUUGGAGAAAGGACAGACGAGAAGGAAGAUAGUUCCUUUCUAGACAAAGUAAUGCAACUGAACACACAUAUACAGUAAAAGACAGAAAACUGAGGAAAGUGUAUAUUUAUGUACGAGUCAUUUUUUAUGUACAUGUAUUUCGUCCAGCUUAUGGAUUUGUUGUAUUAAUUGCAAUUUAUAUGAAUUCUGUAAUUUAUCAAACAUUCAUUGAAUAUCAAUGCCAAUUAAUAAUAAUAAUAAUAAUAAAAAAAAGGUUUAUGUAGUUCAA
Molecule: messenger RNA, 1585 nt
Organism: Cannabis sativa
Lineage: Eukaryota; Viridiplantae; Streptophyta; Magnoliopsida; Rosales; Cannabaceae
Product: staphylococcal-like nuclease CAN1
Exons: 9
Coding region: 372-1349 (325 amino acids)
Cellular component (GO): cytoplasm
Molecular function (GO): nuclease activity; nucleic acid binding
Source: RefSeq, a predicted model, not a curated record